Molecule: messenger RNA, 776 nt
Organism: Pseudocercospora fijiensis CIRAD86
Lineage: Eukaryota; Fungi; Ascomycota; Dothideomycetes; Mycosphaerellales; Mycosphaerellaceae
Exons: 4
Coding region: 513-719 (68 amino acids)
Source: RefSeq, a predicted model, not a curated record
GAACAACAACACUGGUCCGCACCAACACCAGUCCUUGAAUCGUUGCUGUGCAUCUCCAACAUGGUGAAGUGAGCCUGCACACGCGUCUCGGCGCCGCCGAGCUCGCGUCUUUGUCCUCGAAUGAUCGAUUCUACCUACCCUUCGACCAGCUGGCGCUGUUCAACUCCCAGAACCUGCAGCAGCAAGCGAUUGCCGGCUGCCUCGCAGCAUUUGGGAGUGACUGUGGAUGGUACAGACCAGGAAUGAAGCAUUGCGCAAGCUUUGUCGACCUCGUGACUGAGACCACGAAACUCCUUUCGACCUCGCACAUACCGCAUUCGCACAUCCCUUUUGUUAUCACCCUUUCACCAUACCCAAACAAUCGGAGCCACUUCCGCCGACGUGGCUAUCGACGCAAUGUCAGAUAAGUUUCGAACCUACCUCGAGACUCGCAGCGAGGGCAUAUCAGGAAGGCGCCCUGUGCCAAAUGCAGCACCUGGCAUGGCUGUCACCAGUUCGGCUGUAGCGAGGGCAUGGCCAGUCAAAUCAUGAGCACGCUGCAGCAAACAAGAUCUCCGGCUGUAGCGGAGCCCGAGAAGAAGCAGCGCAAGAGGGCGAAAUCUGACCUUGUGGCCGGACAACGAUACCAAGAGCCACGUCAAUCUGGAGUCGUCAUCGCCGUAACUCCAAUUGCCACUCCACGACUGUGCCAUCCGAAGGCUUUUGGACCAUUUCGCUGAGCAAGGUCGCCAAGAGCAGCUUGAAGCAGAUUUCAUUGCGUUCAUCAACGCAGCGUC